AUGUCUGAGACCAUGCCCGCUGACCUGCUCGACGGUGGCAUCUGGAGACGCGCUACCUGGGAGAGGAGGACCCUCGCCGAACGAGUGGAACUCUGGCCGCGAGCGCAAAAGGCGAUGGGAAUACAGUGCCCGAAGCUCAAAUUCGGCUCCUUUUACUACCCGACUCUGGGAAUCAAGCUCCGUGGGGUCCGAGCCACCGAAGCCAUCCGAUCCGCCGAGCUGGUGUGCCGCGUGCCAAGAGCCAGCUUGUUGAGCGCGUUUACAAUCCAGAACUCGAGCCUCUCCCCCAUGGUGAGGGAGGUCGGCACGCGCAGUGCAAUGGCUUCCUUCUUGAUUCGCGAGUCCACUCGCAACGCCUCCUUUUGGAUGCCGUACGUAAAGGCACUGCUCGAGGCGCACCCGACCGACGGCAUCCCCCAGACGUGGGACCCCGCAACCUCUCAGGAGCGGCUGAACUCGCUCUCCAACUACAGCCGAAAGUUAGCAGCGUCGUCGCGGGCCGCGACCGAGUCUGCGUGGAGGCGCCUCGUCGAUGUGAGCUUCCGCCGUCACGCUGCCGCACUGAGUGAGGGCGGCGUCUGCGACGCCAUCGUGUGCUCCCAGGAGCAGCUGGUGCAGGUGUACAGCAGGGAGCGCUUUCGCUCCAUGGUGAGCGUGCUACAUGCCCGCCAAUGGAGCAUGCCCUGGUACACGCCCGGGCAGCAGAUUCUCUUCAGCGCGCCCGGCGCCGAUUUGCUCAACCACGGUACACCCGGCGACGUCAAAAACCGGUUCCGCGCGAGCGAGCACGCCUUCACGAUGCACGCGAAGCGCGCGAUCCGCAAGGGUGAGGAGGUGCGAAAGCACUACUCCUAUCUCAUGUGCUGCGAGAGGUACCUGAACGCGUAUGGCUUCCUGCCCAGCGGAGUGCCGCAGUGCCAAACGCCACCGCAUAUGCCGCGAGGGCCGAACCCGUGCGGGAGGGGCGUACCGCUGCAGCCGGAGCCGCAGAGGCCCCGUCUCCCGCAGCCCGGCCGUGACGCGUGA
Molecule: messenger RNA, 1026 nt
Organism: Emiliania huxleyi CCMP1516
Lineage: Eukaryota; Haptophyta; Isochrysidales; Noelaerhabdaceae
Exons: 1
Coding region: 1-1026 (341 amino acids)
Biological process (GO): peptidyl-lysine monomethylation
Molecular function (GO): protein binding; protein-lysine N-methyltransferase activity
Source: RefSeq, a predicted model, not a curated record